This is a messenger RNA of Adelges cooleyi (spruce gall adelgid), 2826 nucleotides long. It is a transcript of the gene Pits, whose product is annotated as interferon regulatory factor 2-binding protein-like A. Lineage: Eukaryota; Metazoa; Arthropoda; Insecta; Hemiptera; Adelgidae. The coding region runs from base 324 to 1985 and encodes 553 amino acids. Gene Ontology annotation, molecular function: transcription corepressor activity. The record is from RefSeq and is a predicted model, not a curated record. The transcript has 4 exons. Gene Ontology annotation, biological process: regulation of transcription by RNA polymerase II. Gene Ontology annotation, cellular component: nucleus.
AAACGUCACUACGAUUGCGGCCGUUCAACGCUUUGGGUGUGUAAGCCGGUGACUGAGUGUGUGUGUAUGUGCGCGCUGUGAACGUGUUCGUCGGUCGCCCGCGUACGUUUUCUGUGAAAGGUUCGCGUUUUACGUAAAUUAUUUAAUUUUUUCGUUAUCAACGCGUUGGUCGUUUUCGGUUUUUAUUCCAUUUAUGGAUUUAACCCGAGCGAUCUUCACGGACUCCGAUAAACUCCGCCGGAACGUUUUCGUGUUAUUUUUAUCGUCCGGACGUUCGUUGUAAAACCACAAUCAUUCGUAAACACGGUGCGAGCGUGGCUAAAAUGCAAAACAUGCUGGGUAAGCGGCAACAUUGUUACCUGUGCGAUUUGCCCCGCAUGCCGUGGGCGAUGCUGCACGACUUUACGGAGCCCGUGUGCCGCGGCUGCGUCAACUACGAGGGAGCUGACCGCAUCGAACUGGUCAUCGAGACCGCCCGGCAGAUGAAACGGGCCCACGGGUUCCAGGAAACGGCCACCAGACCCGCCGGUGGAGCGUCGUCCGCCGGUAACGCUCAUCACCCGAAGAACGCGCACCGGCACGAGAACGGCGGACUCGAAGUGGUCGGCAUACCGCCGCAAGCCCAUCAGCUCGCCGCCCGGCAGUCCCAGCAGCCGCAGCCGCCGCCUCCGUCGGCCGCGGCCACGCACUACGCCACGCUACACCACUCGCGGUCCACGCUCAUGGACUACCCGGGCCGGCCGGGCGCUCACGGCAACGACCACGAGGUGGCCAUGUCUCGGACGUCGGUACGCCUGCAGCAGACCCAACAGCAGCACAUGGCCGCCCAUCACAUGUCCGGUCGGACGCAAUCGGGCCAGGGGCUGAAGCGGGGCCUGAGCUCGCAAGGCGACGACGACGACCAUCACGCGGAGAGCAACAAGCGCAUGAUGGAAGAACCGCCGCAACAGCGGCCGCCUUUGCAGAGGGGCGAUUCUCUGCCGGCCGUCAGUCUGGCCGUACCGUUUGUCGAGAGGACUUUCAAAACCGAACAGAAACACCCUAUCAGGACGACGUCUUUCGACGCGGCCUCGUUUAAGACAGCCGGUGGAUACGCGGUAACCGCGGCGGCGGCACAACAGGGCAUGACCAACGGCGGCGGACCGGCCACCGCAUCGCCGUUGCCCGUCAGCCGCACUACCGGUUCGCCGACCGACGGGCCGCCGUCAUCCAUGCAGACGGUCGGCGGCGGUGGCGGUGGCCAGCAGGGCGCACAGAAUCAACAGAACGGGCCCAACCCGAUGGCGGCGCUGAUGAGCGUCACCGAUAACCUGCCGCCCGGGUCGCCGCAAAGCGCCCGGGGCAGCCCUCCCGGCUCUACGGGCCCCAACGCACAACCGCCCGGCGGGCCCAGAUCCGCGUCCCGAGGAUCGCAACAUUCGCCCAACUCGACCGGCAGCACCAACAGCGGCCGCAGAUCGUCGGGCAGCCGGCACGUGAGUUCCACCACUGUGACUUCGAGCGAAGUGAACGGCACGGGAGCCGCUGGAGCCGGAGGCGGAGGACCAGGAGGACCCGGUGCCACCGUCAACGGUACCAACGGCGGUGCGUUGAACGCUUCUGCGCCCGCCGGCGGUGCGGACGGCGCUCCGGGCACACCGUUGGAAACGGGAGCCCCCACGUUACCGCUCGUACCUCCGUCCGUGCCUCUGACCAACGCUUCGGGAGCCGCCUCGGCCAACGUCGCCACGCUCAAGUGUACUCUGUGCCAAGAACGACUGGAGGACACACACUUUGUGCAAUGCCCAUCGGUGCCUCACCACAAAUUCUGUUUCCCGUGUUCCCGGGACAGUAUCAAAAGACAAGGGGCCGGCUCUGAGGUGUAUUGUCCGAGCGGCGAGAAAUGUCCUCUGGCCAAUUCCAACGUGCCUUGGGCUUUCAUGCAAGGCGAGAUAGCUACCAUACUGGGCGAAGAAUUCAAAGUGAAAAAAGAAAGAGAAUCAUAAGCUGAAUUCAUUCGAUUGAUGGGAGAUUUUUGUCCGUGUAAAACAUAUACGAAUAUGUUUAUACAAAUAACAUAUUGAAAAUAUAAUUUUAUUAUGAAAUGUUGAUACAUGUCACCUACGGAUACUACCGACGACUUAAGCCGAGCGACUUUGGCGGCUUACGUGUGCAUUUAUAUACUAAACUUGUAUAUAUUAAUAAUUAUUGUGUUAUAACGUUACUUUGAAAACGCCAAUAGUUUUAGUGUGUCCGAGUCUCGGACAAACCCUUACAUAUUUUUUUUUAUCAAGGCAAAAUUUACACGUUUUGGCCUUUUUUAUUUUCUUGUUCGCCUUUCGUUUUACUUUAAAAAAAAUUAUAAUUGAAAUUUCACGUACUCAUCCCCUUACUGUUCUUUUUUGGCAUCAAGACUGACCCGAGUCGUGUUUGUAUUUAAAGGAAACUAAAAUUUUUAACAAUGUUACGUAUAAAACGGUUAAGAAACGCAGUCCUAAGACUGUGCUAGUCAAAGCAAAUAAAAAUAUGUAUAUUUAAUAGUAUAAAUAUUGAUGUAAGUUGCACAAAAUGUAAAUUAUUAUUUAGUUGAUUUCAAAACAAAUAUAUGUUCUAGUUCUAGUAUUUUAAAAUAUAACAUGAUAUAUGUAUUCAUAUAUUACAUAUUGGUUGGUAUGAUUUUCGAGUACAGACAUAUUAUUAGAAUGAUAUUGUAAAGGAACUCACAAUCUCGCUUUAGUUUGUUUGCAUUGUGUACGCGUUGGUGAAACAAUUGUCGUUCAAUAGACGUCUUUAUAAUACGGGUUUGUCCCCUCCAAUCAUUUUUUUCCAAGUGUUUGUUAAAUAAAA